Messenger RNA from Didymosphaeria variabile, 1215 nucleotides. RefSeq lists its product as uncharacterized. Gene Ontology annotation, molecular function: catalytic activity. The record is from RefSeq and is a predicted model, not a curated record. The coding region runs from base 1 to 1215 and encodes 404 amino acids. NCBI's taxonomy places the organism in Eukaryota, Fungi, Ascomycota, Dothideomycetes, Pleosporales, Didymosphaeriaceae. The transcript has a single exon.
AUGCAUUUCCUUACGCCUUUUAUUUUUGCAUCCAGCUUGCUGGGCUUAACAACAGCAGCUCCCAAUCCAACAGGAUCGCUUAGUCUUGCAUCAGACAAAGAACCUUUUACCUUCGACUACACUGCACCGAAAGCCAACUCCAAGAACUGGAUCGGUAUCUACCACGCGACAGGAGGUGGACCAGACGAUGAAAAGCAAGUCUCGGCAUCUCUUAAAUGGGCUUAUGCACCUGAUAUGAAGGGCUCGCUUACCAUCAAAGCUCCCGUUGGGGGCGGCAAGUUCAAAGCCUAUUUCCUUGCAGAUGAUGGGUACAAAUGGGUCGCGAAGCCCAUCGAGGUGGACGCGAAGGAAACUGGAAAUUCCGAUGAGCUAAAGAUCAUGACAUGGAAUCUAUGGUACGGCGGUACGAAAGUGAACAACUAUCACGAUAAGCAGGUUAAAUUUCUGAGCGGGGCGGGCGUCGACGUCGUCGGACUGCAGGAAGCAACUGGCGAGCAUGCGAAGCGCCUUGGAGAAGCGCUGGGCUGGAACUAUCAUCAAGACACCGGAGAUAACAGCGUUGGAAUCAUCUCUCGACUACCAAUCAUCAAGAAACACGCCAAUAUCGGUCGUGGAAGCGGCGUCCAGCUUGCACUCAAAGGCGACACGUCGAAGCCGUUCAACUUCUGGUCUGUACAUACAGCGGCUUAUCCUUACGGACCAUACAGUUUUUGCUUCGAGAACAAGACCGGCACAGAAGUUACUGCAGAUGAAAACAAGGCUGGUCGGCCUAGUCAGAUCAAAGAAGUAGUCGACGGAACGAAGUCGCAGCGCGAAUCCAAGGACCCCUUCGUACUGGUUGGCGAUUUCAACGCUCCAUCGCAUCUUGACUGGACCUCCGUAAAUCAACCAGCCCACUGCGAUAAGAGCUUCGACUGGCCCACAUCCAAAAUCCCAACUGAUGCGGGUCUGAUCGACUCCUUCCGCGCGUGGCAUCCAUAUCCGAAAAUGGUGCCUGGCAACACUUGGUCACCCAUCUACCCAAAGAACGCAGAUGACUGGGAGGGCCAGCCUGAGCCGCAAGACAGGAUUGAUUUCAUCUACGGGACUAGUAAGCUUGAGGUGAAGGAUUCUGAAGUUAGGAUUGCUGGCACCCCGAACGCAUACCCUGAUUAUGAGGACAACGAGUGGACAAGCGAUCAUCGCUCUGUUAUAACUACGUACAAGAUGCCAUGA